Amborella trichopoda is the source of this 4100-nucleotide messenger RNA. The record is from RefSeq and is a predicted model, not a curated record. NCBI's taxonomy places the organism in Eukaryota, Viridiplantae, Streptophyta, Magnoliopsida, Amborellales, Amborellaceae.
UGAGUUUGUCUCUCCAAACCUGGCAAUGGCGAAAGGGGGUUUCUCAUUUUCUAGGCCCGAAAGUUAGGGUUAGUUCUCUAUCCAAAUUGGGUUCUCGCAAUGGCUCAAGAGGUCCAACCCUCCAUGGCCAUCUUUCCAUCAUGUUCUGAUGAACCAUUAGAAGAAACCUGGUGCGGAAAUAUACAGUCCAUUUUGAGUAUCUCAGUAAUUGGGGCCUACUUUUUGUCUCUCUCUUCGGGUGACCUAAGAUGCCUGGCCCCGCUGGUCAUGUUGCCAGGCUUCUCGUUGUUUGGCAACCGACCAGUAAAUUGCCCUCCAUUAUGGUGCAAACACUGCUCAAUUUCUUCACAUUGAAGGUGGGUGUUUUAUAGACCUUCUGGUCAUCUCGAAUUUCUGAUUUUACCUCUGAAUUUAUAUGCUGAAAAACUCACAUGAAUGAUCAGUUCUCAAAGAAAACCAUAACCUGUAUCUCUAAAGGCUCGCCUCUUUGUUGGGUUCAUCUUCUUUUUGCAAUCAUGGUGGUUAGUGUUCUUCAUUUGGGGAUAACGAAAUUGGAAGAUCAAUCGAGAGCUACACAAAUUCUCUUUGGAAAUCUGGCUGUGAAUUCCAUCCUGAUUUUCACUCUUAUGAUUCUGGGGAUACCCAACGGCUUAGCUGAUCCAGCCUCUGUUGUCGAGUAUUUUCAACACAAAUUUCCAGGAAACAGUUUACAGCGUCACAGUUCAUCAGAAUGUGUGUACAGUCGAUGAGCUCAUAACCGAGCUUGCGAAGGUUCGGAAUGAUAUCACUUGGUUGCAGGCUCGUUUCGACGUGGCCAUGCUCUCAGAAGAGAGAUAAAUUCUUCUGCAUUAUUGUGGCGAAGAUAGUACAGGUGCAGGUCUAAUGGAGUUAUCAUCUGGAAAUUUAAUUUGGGUCAUACAAGGAAUGGGUUUUAUGCUUCAUGGAAGGAAUUAGUGAGGAAGGUGAAGGAAGUUUGGUCUCGGGUUCUUGUUCAAUUGAGUUUCACCCAAGAGGAAUGACGCGGCCAUGCUCUCGGAAGAGAGAGAUUCUUCUGCUAUGUUAUGGAGAAGUUGGUACUGGUGCAGGUCUAAUGGAGUUAUCAUCUGAAAAUUUGGGUCAUAUAAGGAAUGGGUUUUUUGCUUCAUGGAAGGAAUCAGUGAGGAAGGUGAAGGAAGUUUGGGAUUGGGUUCUAGCAGUGGCCAUUAAUUCUAAAUCUGAUUGCAGAGGUCAUCAAUAUGAUUGCAGUGGCCAUUAAUUCUAAAUCUGAUUGCAGAGGUUAUCAAUAUGAUUGCAGAGGCCAUUAAUUCUCAAUUUGAUAGUAUCUCAAUUGAUAUCUUAGGUUUGUUGUAUGCUUGGUUGUACAUAAGCCUAAAUGUGGACUCCGAGAAAGGAGCAGUGGUUUAAUUGGAAUCUAUCCAGCGCAGACAUACUAGACAAACAGAACAGACAGUCAAACUUGGCAUCAGGAUAAUUAUAUAUGAUACAGAGGUAUGAUUCAUGUCAGCGAUAUCUGUCUUUAUUUGAAUUUUCAAAUGUUUGAACUUUGAAUACUGAAAUUCUGUUUAUAUUGGGUUAGUACUAAAAUUCAGUUUUUUUUGUCAAUAUAAAAUCCUUAUUUUCCGGCUGAAACGUAACCCCAAGAUUCUUCACACUACUAAAAAAGAAGUUGGGUCGAGAUAAAUCCCGGACCACUGGGCCUCUAUCCCACCUAAAUUAGAGGAAUAGAUAAGUUUUCCUUAUCUUCCGAGCAUUUAUAAUCUUAUCGAAAUUCACUACCUCAAGGCAAUCUAAGUCUUGUUCCUGUAUUUUGAAAAGAGAUAAAAAAAUCCUUUUUUUCCCGUUGAAACGGUAAUCCCAAGAUUCUUUACACUUUUCUAAAAAAAAAGUAGUUGGCAAAAGAUAAAUCCCGGAUCAAGAGGCAGCUAUCCCACCUAAAUUAAAGGAAUACACAGGAGAAAGGAUAAGCUUUCCAGCUUUAUAAUCUUAUCGAAAUUCACUGCAUCAAGGCAAUCUAAGUCUUGUUCCUGUAUUUGAAAAGAGAUAAAAAAGAGCCUCCCCUUUUCAUCUUCUCAUCCUCUCUUUUUCAAUCCUAUAUAAGCCCACUGUUUUGUUCUUGUUUUAUAUAUCAAAUAGCCUUUUUAACUACUCAUCCUUUCUUUUCAAUCCUAUAUAAACCCACUGUUUUGUUCUUGUUUCAUAUAUCAAAUAGCUUGCAAGCCAUGGCCAUGGCCACGGCCACGGCCACAUCUAUGUUUCUUCCUUUGUUGGGUUGCCUCUUUGUAUUUUUUCAUGGCUUUGCUGGGGCCUCCCAUCUCUUCUAUGAAGAGCUCAACACAGUGGAACCCACCUCUGUGAGCGAACAGUAUAGAACAGCUUAUCACUUUCAGCCUCCAAAGAACUGGAUGAAUGAUCCCAAUGGUCCCAUGUACUACAAUGGACUGUACCACUUGUUCUACCAAUACAAUCCCUAUGGUGCAGUAUGGGGAAACAUAGUUUGGGCUCAUUCAGUCUCGACCGACCUUGUCAAUUGGCAGCCUCUCGAGCACGCUAUUUACCCUACGGCUCCCUUUGACAUAAAGGGCUGUUGGUCUGGUUCAGCCACUAUUCUCCCUAACAAUAAACCAAUUAUUCUCUACACAGGCAUAGACACACAAGGUCGCCAAGUCCAAAACUUAGCCAUGCCCAAGAACCUGUCGGACCCACUUUUGAGAGAGUGGGUCAAGCCGGCUCAGCAUAACCCCACUAUGGUCCCGAAUGGGCUCAAUGCUAGCUCCUUUAGAGACCCAACUACGGCUUGGCUUGGGAAAGAUGGGCAUUGGAGGGUGCUUGUUGGUAACAAGAGGCAUAAAAGGGGCAUGGCCUUGCUGUACAGAAGCAGCAGGGACUUUGUGUGGUGGGUAAAGGCUAAGCACCCUCUUCACUCGUCCAAGGACACCGGCAUGUGGGAGUGCCCUGAUUUCUUCCCAGUUUUAAAGAAAGGCCAAUUGGGUAUUGAUACCUCAGUUAACGGUCCUCACGUCAAGCAUGUGUUGAAGGUGAGCUUGGAUGAUUUGAAGCACGAGUACUAUACAGUGGGUACCUACUUUCCUAAUAAGGAUCGCUACAUGCCUGAUAACACAUCUGCUGAUGACGGGACUGGUCUCCGUUACGAUUAUGGAAAGUUUUAUGCAUCAAAGACCUUCUUUGAUGGGCUCCAAAAUAGGAGGAUUUUGUGGGGUUGGAUGAAUGAGUCUGAUAGCGUCAACGAUGAUGUUGCCAAAGGCUGGUCUGGUGUUCAGGCCAUUCCAAGGACCCUUUGGCUAGAUAAAAGCGGCAAGCAAUUAGUGCAAUGGCCGGUUGUGGAGAUUGAGAGCUUGCGUGGUAAGAAAGUCGAUAUCGUCGACAAAGUCCUAGCCAGUGGCUCAGUGGUGGAGGUUCCUAAUGUCACAGCUGCUCAGGUUGAUGUAGAAGUGACCUUUGAGCUUCCUAGCCUUGACCAAGCCGACCGUCUUGACUCAGCGAGCUUGACCUAUCCUCAGCUCCUUUGUAGCAAGCUGGGCCACUCUAACACUAAGCAAGAGGGAGGUGGUAUUGGACCCUUUGGGUUGCUUGUGUUGGCCUCUAAGGACUACGAAGAGCGAACUGCUGUCUUUUUCCGAAUCUUCAAAAAGGCAGAAAACCAACAUGUGGUUCUCAUGUGCAGCGAUCAAAGCCGGUCGUCUCUACAAGAAGAUGUGGACAAGACUACAUAUGGUGGCCUCGUGGAUGUGGACUUGGCUCAUGGGUCCAAGCCCACGUUAUCUCUCCGGACUCUGGUUGAUCGUUCGAUCGUGGAGAGCUUCGGAGAAGGUGGGAAAACGUGCAUAACUUCUAGGGUUUAUCCGGUGAAGGCGGUGGGAGAGAAUGCCCACCUCUAUGCCUUUAAUUACGCAUCGGCCCCCAUCACCAUUUCCAAGCUUAGCGCAUGGGCCAUGAGCAAAGCCAAGAUCAAUUAAUUAUUUUACCUUGGAGAUUAUAUAUUGAGACAAUUUAUUUUUAGUAUACGGAGGUUCCAAUUUUUUGGAGCCAUUGGAUGGAUGUGAAAUCCGAUAAAUAAAAGUGUUUGUCAUUAAUAACGUUUA